UAAUGUCUCCAUGUGUCGAUGCAAACGACUGUCAUCUUCGCCAUUUCCCUUUAGUUCCUAUUCUUAUCAGCCAUGGCUUCCACUAAGACUAACUCUACGCAUGAUGACUCCUUUGAGCUAUUUGACUUGAGAGUUGAGGUCGUUUGUCCGCCAGGCAAGAAAAUUAUGUGUGGAGCGAAAAAAGGCGACUACUUCACGCUGAAAGGUGAAAUGCUUUACCUCCCACCGGACCAGGGGAUCAGUAUCUAUAGCCUUGCAUCCGUUCUUCCGCUUCUACCAGCCAAGCAGAGAGUGACAUCUCCCAACGACUGGAUGACUACGGAUGCACUAAUAGCUUGCCCUGAUCCUAACUGUCCCUCGCAACUGAAGAUAGUGAAGGAAGGGAUUCGGACGUUCACUCAUGCUGAGACUACUGUUGUUCCAUUGAGUGGAAACUCGGGGUCAUGAAGCAUGAUGGAAAGAGUAGCAGUUAGAUGUAUAAUAUUCAUUAAUCUGUUUGUGGGAAGAAUGAUACAUCUUGAGUGUUCAUUCCAAACAUUUCUGCCCACAUAUUAUCACACUCGAAAGGGAAGUCCAGGUUUUCCUGAGCUAGAAAUGAUAUAUCUAGGGUUGCUAGGUCGGGGGGACGUUGGGAGGAUGAGCUGCCUUCUGAGUCUGCACUGGGCCCUCCAUUUAUGUCAAGCUGGUCUAUCGUCUGUGGUACAGGCCCUGCAAGUCCUGUAGGCCCACCUUCCUGGGGUGUCUUGUGUCUCGUUUGGUUCUCUGUAAGUUUCAUAGCGACUCUUUCUAGAAACGAUGCUUGCAGGGUGCAACUAGAGCUUAUGCAUCCGGAUUGAUUGGAGAAGACCUGUGCAGCUUGCUGAAUAGCCUCUGUGCAGGUUGAUUCGAGCUGGCCAGAUAUGAAAUCGGAAAAUACAAGAGUGAUCUAUAAUCAAAAAGUGUCAGUACUUUCCAGUCAAGC
This is a messenger RNA of Fusarium odoratissimum NRRL 54006, 961 nucleotides long. RefSeq lists its product as uncharacterized. Lineage: Eukaryota; Fungi; Ascomycota; Sordariomycetes; Hypocreales; Nectriaceae. The coding region runs from base 73 to 447 and encodes 124 amino acids. The transcript has 2 exons. The record is from RefSeq and is a predicted model, not a curated record.